Molecule: messenger RNA, 1596 nt
Organism: Pomacea canaliculata
Lineage: Eukaryota; Metazoa; Mollusca; Gastropoda; Architaenioglossa; Ampullariidae
Product: multiple epidermal growth factor-like domains protein 11
Exons: 2
Coding region: 1-1596 (531 amino acids)
Molecular function (GO): scavenger receptor activity
Source: RefSeq, a predicted model, not a curated record
AUGGCGUUCAACUGCACUCAGAGACUGCGGACACUGCCUGGACAACAGCACGCAGAGCAGACGACGUGUGAUUGCCGUCACCGGAAUGUCCACGAGCAAAUGUGUGUCUGGACGCUGGACUGGCAAACACGCAACAAGCAGUGCGCUUCUGGCACAUUUGGAGCCAAGUGCGCGAAAGUUGGAGCUGUGCAAACGGUAGUGAAACGUGCAGCGCUGCCGACGGCCUGUGCACCAGGUCGUGUGCUGCGCAUUCCACCGGGGAGGACUGCGAACACGGGUGCGCCAGCGUGCGCGGGCGACUCUUGCCUUCACUGCAAAGGAUCGCACGGCCAGUGCUUGCUGCCUCAAGGAGCGUGUCAAGACGGCUGCCAGGCCGGCUGGUUCGGACGAGAGUGCCGACUUCGGUGCCCGCCAGGAACACACGGAGUGAACUGCUCACGCGACUGCGGUCGCUGCCUGGAGAGGCCUGGUGGCCCAGGUGCAGGGUGUGACGCGGAGACCGGGUCGUGUGCAGACGCUGGCGUGUGCGAAGCUGGCUGGACGGGAGAUAGGUGCGACAAAGCUUGCUCGCCUGGCACCUAUGGUCGUCGAUGUUCAGCAGUUUGCGGCGCCUGUGCCAACGCCUCAACGUGCAGCAGCGUCAGCGGAGACUGUCCUGCAGGCUGCCAAAAUCUGCGUCGGGGAACAGAUUGUCAAACGCCAUGUGCAGCAUGCGCGUCGCCGUCUUGCAUUGGGUGCAAAGGGUCGUUUGGCCAGUGCCUGUCGCCUGAAGGAACGUGCCUGCAAGGGUGCACCGCUGGCUGGGCGGGUGCUGAGUGUCGAUACAAGUGUCCAGCUGGAACGCAUGGCGUCAACUGCACUCGAGACUGCGGACACUGCCUGGACAACAGCACGCAGGAGCAGACGACGUGUGAUGCCGUCACCGGGGAAUGUCCACGAGCAAAUGUGUGUCUGGACGGCUGGACUGCAAACACUGCAACAAGCAGUGCGCUUCUGCACAUUUGGAGCCAAGUGCGCGAAACGCUGCCGACGGCCUGUGCACCAGGGGGUGUGCUGCGCAUUCCACCGGGAGGACUGCCGAACACGGUGCGCAGCGUGCGCGGCGACUCUUGCCUUCACUGCAAAGGAUCGCACGGCCAGUUGCUUGCUGCCUCAAGGAGCGUGUCAAGACGGCUGCCAGGCCGGCUGGUUCGGGACGAGAGUGCCGACUUCGGUGCCCGCCCAGGAACACACGGAGUGAACUGCUCACGCGACUGCGGGUCGCCUGCCUGGAGAGGCCUGGUGGCCCAGCAGGUGCAGGGUGUGACGCGGAGACCGGGUCGUGUGCAGACGCUGGCGUGUGCGAAGCUGGCUGGACGGGAGAUAGGGUGCGACAAAGCUGCUCGCCUGGCACCUAUGGUCGUCGAUGUUACAGCCAGUUUGCGGCGCCGGCGCCUGUGCCAACGCCUCCAACGUGCAGCAGCGUCAGCGGAGACUGUCCUGCAGGCUGCCAAAAUCUGCCGUCGGGGAACAGAUUGUCAAAACGCCAUGUGCAGCAUGCGCGUCGCCGUCUUGCAUUGGGUGCAAAGGGUCGUUUGGCCAGUGCCUGUCGCCUGA